Acipenser ruthenus (sterlet) is the source of this 3403-nucleotide messenger RNA. RefSeq names its product heparan-sulfate 6-O-sulfotransferase 1-like. The record is from RefSeq and is a predicted model, not a curated record. Gene Ontology annotation, cellular component: membrane. The transcript has 3 exons. The coding region runs from base 290 to 1513 and encodes 407 amino acids. NCBI's taxonomy places the organism in Eukaryota, Metazoa, Chordata, Actinopteri, Acipenseriformes, Acipenseridae. Gene Ontology annotation, molecular function: heparan sulfate 6-sulfotransferase activity.
UGCAUGCUGGGCUCAGAUCAUCAUGAGGUGGUUUGGAGGAAGGACUUUAAACACCGCAGUUUACAGUAGUUAAGAAGAAAGGGGAGAAAGCAGUCAAGCAUUAAUCAGUUUCAGUCACUGGAAUCUGGGUUGGUCGGUUUUGCCUCAGUCUACGCUGUGAAGGGAUACAAUGUAUGAAGACCACAACUUUACAUUUCUGAUUCUAUGACCUUUCAUUUUUUGUAUGGGAAGCGGAGCCGUAGCAUUUGAUACAAACUCCCCACACCAGUUAACUGGGAGAUGUUAACAUAUGAAGCGCAUUGGACGGAACAUGGUUGAGAGGACCAGUAAAUUUGUUUUGAUCGUGCUCGGAUCCAUCUGUUUCAUGUUAAUAUUGUACCAGUACGUGGGACCGGGGAUGAUGAACUUCGGGUCCCCGCACCGGUACCUUAUUCAAGAAGAUUUGGAUAUCUUCCCGACCCCGGAUCCACACUAUGUAAAGAAGUACUAUUUUCCGAUCAGGGACCUGGAGCGCUCUGUUGAUUUCGAAAUCAAGGGGGAAGACGUGAUAGUUUUUCUCCACAUCCAGAAAACCGGAGGGACCACCUUUGGAAGACACCUGGUGCAGAAUGUGAGAUUGGAGGUGCCUUGCGAUUGCAGACCUGGGCAGAAGAAGUGUACCUGUUACCGGCCGAACAGGAAAGAGACCUGGCUUUUUUCCCGGUUCUCUACCGGCUGGAGCUGUGGAUUGCAUGCCGAUUGGACCGAACUCACAAACUGUGUACCCGGAGUGCUCAACAAGAAAGAAAAUACAUUGAAAAAUCCAAGGAAAUUUUACUACAUCACCCUUCUGAGAGACCCGGUGUCACGAUACCUGAGCGAGUGGAGGCACGUUCAGAGGGGGGCCACCUGGAAGACCUCCCUGCACAUGUGCGACGGACGCACUCCCACCCCGGAUGAGCUGCCCUCCUGCUAUGAGGGCACAGACUGGUCUGGCUGCAGCCUACAGCAGUUCACAGACUGCCCUUACAACCUGGCCAACAAUCGACAAGUGAGGAUGCUGGCUGACCUUAGCCUGGUAGGCUGCUACAACAUGUCCUUCAUCCCUGAGAAGAAGCGGGCCCAGGUACUCUUGGAGAGCGCUAAAAAGAAUCUAAGGGACAUGGCCUUCUUUGGGCUAACUGAGUUCCAGCGGAAGACCCAGUACUUGUUCGAGCGGACCUUCAACCUCAAGUUCAUCCGGCCCUUCAUGCAGUAUAACAGCACACGAGCGGCUGGAGUGGACGUUGACAACGACACUAUCCUGCGCAUCGAAGAACUCAACGACCUUGACAUGCAGCUCUAUGACUAUGCCAAGGACCUCUUUCAACAGCGGUACCAGUACAAACGGCAGCUGGAACGCAUGGAGGAGAGGAUCAAGAACCGGGAGGAGCGGAGACUCCAUCGGUCCAACGAAUCACCAAGGGAAGAAACAGAGGAGCAAGGGCGCCUGCCCACAGAGGACUACAUGAGUCAAAUCAUUGAGAAAUGCUGAGUGAUGACCACACCAUUCCGUCUGUAACCUACUGUAAUUAGGGUCAAAUCUUCUGUGUUUUCGGAUGUUUGAACAGUGGAUUGUGGUGCAGAUCAUUGUGGAUUAUGCCCCAUUAUCAGUACAGGCACUUACCAGAUGCCCCUCCUUUAACCAGUAUGAAGAUUGCAGUGGGCUCUGGCCGUGACACUAGCCAUAUAUUUUGAAGGCAGAGAAAUAAGCUGUUCUAACUGCUGGCCCAAAGAACCUUGGGAAGGAUCUUAAACUAUUUUAAUUGAAAUCUGAUGCUCAUACUUUUAGGAGUAUUUAUCUGCAAGAUGACCUUGCACACAUCAUAAGAAAACCAUCCAUAAUGAAAAAUACAAUUUCAACUCUCAGUGACUUUUAGUGGGAGGUUGACCCCAUUUCCCAUCCAUCGAGCUACAGUGGGACAAUCUGGGGCAGAUUAGAGAAAACAAAUGAAUCCAUCAUCUCCUUGUCUUGUGUUUUUAACAGCACUUAAAUAUUUUCCCUUCUGAACAUCAUAACUGCCAUUCAUCUCCAGACAAUGAUUUGACCUUAAUGCUCUUGUCACAGUUGUACAACGUGCUCUGGAUCAUCCUUUUAUUUCUACUGAUGGAGGGUGAUACAGUUUCAAGGUGGGAUGUGGAACAGCUGCAGUCGUUUGUGGGGAAUCUACUUCUUUGCCUUUUUAUACAUGUGUAAAAUCUCCUUGAUGCUUGUUCUAGACAGAAUCCUGGACUGUGUCAUUCUCAGGGUAGAAUUACAAUAGUUUUUACAGCCACUGUCAGCUGGAGUUAUUCCAUGUUGUCCUAGGAUGCUUUUCAUCUCAUUCCCAUUUCCCAUAGAAAUACAGUGAUUGCAUGGAGAGUAUACCUCUUGGGCCAUGUCAUGGAUGGUCAGCAGAGCUUUCAUUAUCAACAACAAAGAGAGAAUGGUCAAGGCAGACCAAGUGGCAGGGUUGAUAAGGCAUGUCCUUGUUGUUAUUUAUUAUAAUAGCUUGUAAAUAACAUUCCAAUGAAAAGUUAUAGGAUGAUGCCCCUGUGCCAUUCAACACAGGUUAUUCAGCCCAGGUCACUGAAACCAAACUUCUUGCCAUUACAAGCUGUUGUGUCUUGCAGAUUGUCAAUGUUAAUAUUUGACCACCUAACCAGAUCCAUGUACAUUUAAAACAAAAGCAAUGACGGGUAUUACAUCACUGAUUUAGCUGAUGCUGUCUAAAUCUGAAUGCUAUUUGCAUUUCUGUACAGGUCUGGUAAAGGAAGGCCAGUGCUCAUGAAAACGGAAUAUAAUCUGUAGACAGUAAAAUCUGCAUAAACAGACACUUAUUGAGAGGCAUAUCCCUAUAUUGUAAGGCUCAUAUAUACACUGCAAAUGUUUCAUCACAAGAAUUCUGAAAAUGGUUGUUUUAGUCAAAUGGUUGCAGUAGAUGAAGGCAUUUUAAAAAAAAAAUAAAAACAGAUUUUCCAAUCAGCUACCAUAUAUCAAGAGUGACACAUUGAAAAGCCUUUCUUUAAGAGUCUAUUUUUGACAGAUUUGACUGAACAGGGCCUAACCCAACUUUUUCUCCAAAAGUCCUUUAGAAGGUUUAUAGAAAAUUGCUGUUUUCGAGGGCCAGUCUCUGUACUUCAGUUCAGCAGUCAUGUAACCAGUCAGAAGGCCAUUUUGCUAUAUUUCAACAUGUGUUGUCUGGCUUCAAGCACAGCUUUAUGUGCUUCAGAACUUUUAUGGGAGGAGAUGGGUUUAUGGGUGGGGGGUGUUGGUGAUAGCCCUAAGUGAAAACAAGCAAGUGUUCCUAAUCGUGUACUGCUCUUACUGUAUAUUGCGCCAAGUAUUUUUGUUAUUCAUGCAGAAUGGAUCACCAAGCCAUCAAUAAAGAGAUUUCAUUUUUAA